Messenger RNA from Acytostelium subglobosum LB1, 441 nucleotides. RefSeq lists its product as hypothetical. The transcript is spliced from 4 exons. Bases 1 to 441 code for a protein of 146 amino acids. Gene Ontology annotation, biological process: C-terminal protein lipidation; autophagosome assembly; autophagy of mitochondrion. NCBI's taxonomy places the organism in Eukaryota, Evosea, Eumycetozoa, Acytosteliales, Acytosteliaceae. The record is from RefSeq and is a predicted model, not a curated record. Gene Ontology annotation, cellular component: phagophore assembly site membrane; cytoplasm; Atg12-Atg5-Atg16 complex.
AUGGCAGAUGCAGAUGAUGAUAUAGCUGUUGAACAACAGCAACAGUCGUCACCACCACAACAACAGAUGAACACUUCAAGUGGCAGUGUGCCGCAGACACCUACCUCACCAACAUUGCAACCAUCUUCAACAACAACAACAACAACAUCAUCUACACCAACAAGCGAGAAGAAAGACUCAGUGAUUAUAUACUUUAAGAACGCUGGUAGUGCACCAGCAUUGAAACAGAAGAAGUUCAAGCUGCAGGCUACACUAUCAUUCCAACAUGUGAUCGACAAUCUACGUAAACAACUGAAACUCAAGUCAUCUGAACCUUUAUUCUUAUUCGUGAAUCAAAUAUUCCAACCAUCACCAGAUGAGUGUCUUGGAGACCUGUUUAAGUGCUUCAGUGUCAAUGAUCAACUGGUUAUAAACUAUUCAAGUGCACCAGCCUGGGGAUAA